Molecule: messenger RNA, 4887 nt
Organism: Ochotona princeps (American pika)
Lineage: Eukaryota; Metazoa; Chordata; Mammalia; Lagomorpha; Ochotonidae
Gene: ZNF654
Product: zinc finger protein 654
Exons: 9
Coding region: 101-3469 (1122 amino acids)
Biological process (GO): regulation of transcription by RNA polymerase II
Cellular component (GO): nucleus
Molecular function (GO): DNA binding; DNA-binding transcription factor activity, RNA polymerase II-specific
Source: RefSeq, a predicted model, not a curated record
GGGAGGAGGAGGAGGGGGAGGAGGAGGUUAGCCGAGGCAGCUCCGGCGGCGGCGGCGGCGGCGGCGCAGGGGCUGGUACGCGCUGGGCGGCGAGAGCCUCAUGGCGGAGGAGGAGAGCGACCAGGAGGCCGAACGCCUCGGGGAAGAGCUGGGAGCCAUUGUGGAGCCCCCGGCGGGCCCGGUCGGGCUUGGCUGUGCGGGCGCUGGCAGAGUCGGCGGCGGCGGCGGCGGCGGCGGCGGGGGGAUCAGCAGUCGGGAUUACUGCCGACGCUUCUGUCAGGUAGUGGAAGAUUAUGCUGGAAGAUGGCAGGUCCCUUUGCCACAACUGCAGGUUCUUCAGACUGCACUUUGUUGUUUUACAUCAGCCAGUGCAUCAUUUCCAGAUGAAUGUGAGCACGUACAAUAUGUUUUGAGUAGCCUUGCUGUGAGUUUCUUUGAAUUGCUGCUGUUCUUUGGAAGAGAUGAAUUUUAUGAAGAACCGUUAAAGGAUAUUCUUGGAUCAUUUCAGGAAUGCCAGAAUCACCUCCGCAGAUAUGGAAAUGUGAAUCUGGAACUGGUGACUCGAAUCAUUAGAGAUGGUGGCCCAUGGGAAGAUCCAGUGUUGCAAGCUGUUCUAAAGGCCCAGCCAGCCUCUCAGGAGAUAGUGAACAGGUAUUUAAGUUCUGAAAAUCCUCUGUUUUUUGAACUACGUGCCAGAUAUCUGAUUGCCUGUGAACGCAUACCUGAAGCAAUGGCUCUUAUUAAAUCUUGUAUAAAUCACCCAGAGAUCAGUAAAGACUUAUACUUCCAUCAAGCACUCUUCACAUGCCUGUUCAUGUCACCUGUAGAAGAUCAGCUGUUCCGAGAGCAUUUACUGAAAACUGAUUGUAAGAGUGGAAUUGAUAUCAUUUGCAAUACUGAAAAAGAAGGCAAGACUAUGUUAGCCUUGCAACUCUGUGAAUCCUUUCUUAUUCCACAGCUUCAGAAUGGAGAUAUGUACUGUAUCUGGGAGUUGAUUUUCAUAUGGAGUAAGCUACAACUUAAAUCUAAUCCUUCAAAGCAAGUUUUUGUAGAUCAGUGCUACCAGCUUUUAAGAACAGCAACUAAUGUGAGAGUCAUAUUUCCCUUCAUGAAAAUCAUUAAAGAUGAGGUUGAAGAAGAAGGCUUGCAAAUUUGUGUUGAAAUAUGUGGUUGUGCUCUCCAGCUUGACCUUCAUGAUGAUCCCAAAACCAAAUGUCUAAUUUAUAAAACAAUUGCACAUUUUUUGCCAAAUGAUUUGGAGAUCCUCAGAAUUUGUGCACUCUCAGUAUUUUUCCUUGAGCGUUCCUUAGAGGCUUAUCGUACUGUGGAAGAACUUUACAAACGUCCAGAUGAGGAAUACAAUGAAGGCACAAGUAGUGUUCAAAAUCGUGUUCGUUUUGAAUUGCUUCCAAUUUUGAAAAAGGGAUUGUUUUUUGAUCCUGAAUUUUGGAAUUUUGUAAUGAUUAAGAAAAAUUGUGUGGCAUUACUGAGUGAUAAGUCCGCCGUUAGGUUUCUAAAUGAAAAUACACUGGAAAAUUCUACAGGCAUUCUAAAGAAGACAGUGGAGAGGCAAGGUUUAGAUGAAAGGCUUGACUCUCUUACACAUCACAGUGCUGGAGAGACUGAGCCUAAUGAUGUAUCUGCAGUGCAGCUUAAAGGUCACAUGAGUACAAAGAAAACCCUUGCAGCUGUUCACACUUCCAAAGUGGAUCACAAUGUCCCGAGGCAUCGGUGCAUGUUAUGUAACAAAGAAUUUCUAGGUGGUCAUAUUGUAAGACACGCCCAGGCUCAUCAGAAAAAGGGCAGCUUUUCAUGUGUCAUAUGUGGUAGGAAAUUUAGGAACAGAGGACUUAUGCAGAAGCAUUUAAAAAAUCAUGUUAAGAAGAUACAGAGACAGCAAAUUGCUGCAGCUCAACAGGAUGACCAGGAAAGCAAUACUCUGGAAGAACUGAACUGUUCUGGUUCUUCUCUUUCAUUUGAAAAUGGGAGGUCUGAUAGUAAGGAUUUGGAGGUAGAGAUUUUUCCAGCUUCCAAUGGUGGGAACAAAAGUGGCAUCUCUGAGCGUGUGGCUGAAUUGGUUGAAGUUCCUGUAAGUGUAGCAGAUAAUGUGACUGAAAACAUUGCUGAAAAUGGCAGUGCUGAUACAUCUUUCAGUCAUGCCUCCGAGCCUUUACCUCGGUGUGAAGAUGACUUUGAGGAGGAAGAAGAUGAAGAAGGUGAUUAUGAAGAAGAUGAUUAUGACCUGAACCAAGACACUUCAGUACUUCACAAAAUCAAUGGAACUGCUUGCCAUCCAAAAGACAUAUAUGCUACAGAUCAAGAGGGAAACUUUAAGUGCCCAGCUCUUGGCUGUGUCAGGAUAUUUAAAAGAAUUGGAUUUUUGAAUACACAUGCAAGAACUGUACAUCCAACUGAUUUAAAUGUGCGACAAACAGUAAUGAAGUGGAGUAAAGGAAAAUGCAAAUUUUGUCAAAGGCAAUUUGAAGAUUCCCAACAUUUUAUAGAUCAUCUUAACAGACACAGCUAUCCAAAUGUGUACUUCUGUUUGCAUUUUAAUUGUAAUGAGUCAUUUAAGCUGCCAUUCCAGCUUGCCCAACAUACAAAAAGUCACAGGUUAUUUCAAGCUCAGUGUAGUUUCCCAGAAUGCCAUGAGCUUUUUGAAGAUCUUCCUCUGCUCUAUGAACAUGAAGCUCAGCACUACUUAAGUAAAACACCAGAAUCAUCUACACAAGCAGCUGAAACAGUGCUUUUGGAUGUCCAUACUGAUUCAAAUCCUAAUCAUCAGGAGAAAGACUCCGCUAGUCAUGAGAAACAAACUGGUAGUCUGAUAGUUUCUACUAACAAAGCAAGGAAAGAUCCUACAGAACCAAAGAUGUGCAUAGAAAGCAUGGCAAGGAAAACAGACAGUUUAGUUCAGAAUGGCAAUGAACAUUCUGACAAAACUGUCUCAAAUAUAAGCUUAACAGACCAAAAGAUGCCUGAUAAGGAACCAAACUCUGACAACAGCUAUGCUAAUAGUGGUUUAGUCAAUGGACACAGUGACAGACAGCAAACAGACCCUGCUUUGAAACCGGAUGCAAACAGAAUCAGGACAGAAAAUGGUUCCAUUUUAUCCAGUGUUGCACCACAAGGACAAAGCAACCUGCCGGUAUCUCAGGCACCAUCCAAACCAAAUCUGACAAGUGACCAUACUUCCUAUGGCUUAAUGUUAACAAAGCCAUAUGUGAGACCAUUGCCUCCCAGCUACCUUGAUGAACGGUACCUCAGUAUGCCAAAACGUAGAAAAUUUCUGACUGAUAAAGUAGAUGCCUGUUCUGAUCCAGAUAAUGUUUGUAAAAAGCCAGUGAAAAGAUUAAGAUGUGGCAAAUGCUUAACCACCUACUGUAAUGCAGAAGCACUUGAGGCUCACCUUGCACAGAAGAAAUGUCAGACACUCUUUGGAUUUGAUUCAGAUGAUGAAAGUGCCUGAUAAGAAACGUUUCAGGAAGAUCUGUCGAUCAAGCAGUAGUGUGAAAAAAGCACUACAAGAAAAUGCAUCAUCAGUUUGCUAUUUCCCUGAUGGCCUUAAUUUUAGAGCGGUCUUGGAUUACUAAAAAUAAAAGACAAAGCACAUUUUCAAGAAUGAACUUGCAAAGGAGAUGUGCUGGCUUAGACUCCAAAAACGGUUCUUAUAAAACUCCCAAAGUACCAGUUAUCCAGACAACCACAUUUUUAAAAGUAUAUGAUAAGAUUAAUGGCAGCAUGUUCAGUUUUGCUUUUGUGAAAACAUGUUCGUGGAACUACUCAGAAAGAAAGAAACAUCUAUGGCCUUACAGAAAGAGAGAAGAAACUCAUUAUCAGAAAAAGGGAGGGGAGCUGGUUGACAAUAAUAAACAAUGUAAAGCAGUCUAAAACCGGGAUUUGUUUUCUUUUCAUGAUUAAUUAGUGUAUGGCCUCCUGGUCAAACAGUUUGAGGAACCACUGCUGUUUAAUUUAUGGUGUAUUCUAGAAACUGAUAUAUGGAUAUAAAGUGAUUUAUUAUAUUUAUUAAAUAAGAGUACAGCUUGUUUCCAGAUGGUUAGACAAGUCCAAGUUCAGUGAGUACCAUGCCAGUGCUGGAAAUUAAAUUUUUAAAAAAGCUCAUAAUCAUUAAUAAGUUCUUGAUUAGAAUUUUCUACUUUCCACUUCAGUAAUGCAAAUUAGUUGUAUUUAAAAGGCAGCAGUGUCAGUUACGUGGAGAAGUACUAUCAGUAAUUUUGGGGAGAGACAGGAGGAAUCUAAGACUAUUGUAGGUUACAUAGUUGAAGCAAAACGUGCAAAUUCUUCAAUGUGAAUAAUGGUAAAAACACACUGGUAUAUUUGUACUUGUAUAUGUAGUAUAGGACACUGCUUGAUAAUUCAUAAUAAGGUUCUUUAGACAUUAAUGUGAGUUAUUUAAGCCUAGUCCUAUAAAAUAAAAUGGCUUAAAAUAUAACAACUCAGUAUCAGGUCAAGAAUUCAUUUUACUCAGUUGAGAGAAUUUAAAAUAAGCCAUACUACUAUGUUUUUUUUUCUUUUUAAUUCUUUGGUUGGUCUAGAAAGUUUUUAUAUGUAAAAGUAAAUAUUUAUUAAAAUAAUUGCACAGCAAGAACAUAGUAUAAGAUGAUUUUCCUUGGUGACCAGUAAUUUUCCUAAGGACUUUAAUUUAAUACUCAAUAAAUUGCUAACCUAAUAUUUUUUAAAAUACCGUCUCAGAAGUUUUCCUCUUGUCUGUUAUUGAAAGAUGGUUAAAGACCUCUUUAUACUUAAUUUUGUGUUAAUAGAACAAAAAUGCUUUUCAAAAAUGGGCUUACCAGUAACAUAUCAGUGUCACCAAAUUAUUCUAGUUAUGUUGGCUGGACAGUUUUGAAUCAAGAUAGAUAAAUAUUG